AUGUCCAAAGUUCAAUUAAGUGAGGAUGAGUUUGAGGUUCUCCUUGAUACCUUGGUAGAAUAUAGAGUUGCAAUACUGAAGACAUGGAAGUUUGCAUGGGAUGACAAUUUGAAGCAAGUGGUCGAUGGUCCUUUCCAUGGUGGUGAUAUAUAUUUGAAGAAAACAGAGUACUACACAAAGCCAUGCCCUCUAUUUGACACUUUGAAGGAGAUAUUUGACCCACCAUCCGACAAUUCCAGUGACAUUUCCACGAGUGUUAACUCCUCCCUAGGCCCAUUCAAUAUCAAGAAAGAGUAUAUCGUCAUCGACGAUUAA
This is a messenger RNA of Ilex paraguariensis (yerba mate), 315 nucleotides long. NCBI's taxonomy places the organism in Eukaryota, Viridiplantae, Streptophyta, Magnoliopsida, Aquifoliales, Aquifoliaceae. The record is from the annotation of a GenBank genome assembly.